Molecule: messenger RNA, 2574 nt
Organism: Esox lucius (northern pike)
Lineage: Eukaryota; Metazoa; Chordata; Actinopteri; Esociformes; Esocidae
Product: serine/threonine-protein kinase NIM1
Exons: 4
Coding region: 112-1464 (450 amino acids)
Biological process (GO): protein phosphorylation; intracellular signal transduction; microtubule cytoskeleton organization
Cellular component (GO): cytoplasm
Molecular function (GO): tau-protein kinase activity; ATP binding; protein serine/threonine kinase activity
Source: RefSeq, a predicted model, not a curated record
AUACAUAAUAGGAUUGGCAGGGGGAUGUCUUGAGGUUAGUGAUGUUAAGCUACUCCAUUCACACACUCCUACCCACAUAUACACUAUCAGUGCUGUGUUUGAAGGACAGGGAUGAAGGAUCCGCAACCACCAGGAGUCAAAUCCAGGCUACCAUGGCCAAAACACAAAGAAAAGUUGGAUAGGAAAGCCAAGAGAAAUGACACCUCAAUGGACACAUCACCCAAAGUUCUUCAAGCCCGUGUUACUAUUCCAGAACUGACCCCAGAACAAAGGAUGAGACAAACCCCAUUUGAGAGGGUGCUUUACGAUAUGAACCACGAUCAGAGGGUGAUCAACGACCUCACACUGGGACGAAGGAUCUCCUUCUAUGAACUCCGGGGAGAAAUAGGAUGUGGCAACUUUUCCCAAGUAAGAUUGGGGAUUCAUGCCCUGACUGAAGAAAGGGUCGCCAUCAAGAUCCUGGACAAGCUUCGGCUGGCCAAAAAGUGUCAGUCCAUGUUUGCCACGGAGAUCAACUGCAUGGAGAAGCUGUGCCACCCUAACAUUGUCCGCUUGUAUGAGGUGAUCGAGACCUCCAAACGCCUUUACUUGGUGAUGGAGUAUGGCAGCGGAGGAGAUCUGCACUCACGUAUCACCAACAGGGGCCGUUUGUCUGACCUGGAAACCAAGCUCAUCUUUGCCCAGAUAAUCUCUGCUACCAAACAUAUGCAUGACAACAACAUUGUCCACCGAGACAUCAAGGCAGAGAACAUCUUCUACACCACCAGCUACUGCAUCAAGGUGGGAGACUUCGGCUUCAGCACUCCGACCGAUCCAACCCAAGUCCUCAACGUGUUCUGUGGCUCCCCGCCAUACGCGGCUCCAGAGCUCUUCAAAGAGAAAGGCUACGUAGGUCGUUACGUGGACAUCUGGGCCUUGGGCAUCCUGCUGUACUUCAUGGUCACCGCCACCAUGCCUUUCAAAGCUGACAACCUGACUCGUCUGAAGCGCUGCAUCUCGCAGGGUAACUACGACCUCCCGGACUACGUGUCCGGCCCCUGCCAAGAGACCAUAAGGGGCAUGCUGAGGCCGGUGCCCAGCGACCGCCACUCUCUCUCUCAGAUCAUGACCAGCACAUGGCUGAGGAGCGUAGAGUAUCCUCAGGCGUACACACCCCUGCCGCAGACAGCCUUCCAUCUGGCAGAGGCCUCCCGGUCACUGUGCGUGGAGGAGCAGGAGGUCAAGUCGGCCCUGUCUGAUUUGGGCAUCAAGGAGGUUCACCUCCAGAACAACACCUGUAGAAAUAACCGCAGUCCCCUGACGGGGACGUACCGUAUUCUCCUCCACCGAAUCCAGAAGAGGAGGUCUGUGGACGUGGUGGGAUAUGCAGCCCUCUACCCGGAGGACUUUGUGAGUAACAAGGGUCGGAUGCCUGCAGCCGUUCUGGACAAGCAGAACCCUACUAGUGUCUGUGUUAUCAUAUAGACCAGGGUUCCUCAACAGAACAGAACCCUACUAGUGUCUGUGUUAUCAUAUAGACCAGGGUUCCUCAACAGAACAGAACCUUACUAGUGUCUGUAUUAUCAUAUAGACCAUGGUUCCUCAACAGAACAGAACCCUACUAGUGUCUGUGUUAUCAUAUAGACCAGGGUUCCUCAACAGAACAGAACCCUUGUUCCAGUGACUGUCAGGUUAAGGACCUUUUCUUUGGACCAAAACAAAAAAAUGUGGCAGAGCGCUUACACUUGAAAACACUUAAGAACUUAAGGUUUCAUACAACUAACUGCAGGAAGAGUUAGCAUGUCCAAGGGACCACUGCUGCUCCACAUGGAUCUGACAUGCUGAGAAACAAUUCCGCGUGACGCAGAGUCUAGCAGGGGAGACUCUAGCAUGCGUUCAAACACACACACACACACACACACGCACCCACACGCACACACACACACAGUGCUGUCAGGGACCCACUGUUCCUAUAGUUCAGUGUAGACCAUGGGUUGAUAAACAGCACCAUCUUGUGCUCGCAUCAGUCAUUACAUUUCAGGACAGCUCAAACAUUUCAGGACCGCUCAGACAGAAAAAAACACAGGCACUGGGAUUCAACUAAAUGAAACAAGUACCAACAACACAGCAGCCAUGUUUGAUUUCAGCUUCUUCUGUACAGUAAUUGACCUAAAUGGGUCUGGUCACUCAGCAGGGCCAUGUCUCUCACACUGGGCUUACAGCCGACGGUGGAGUGACGCAAAGGAUUAAUAUUAUUUUCUGCAUCAGCAUCUUCCAAGCCGACUUAGACCAUUGCUUUGUCAAAAUAUAUCCCAGGCUGUACAAGGACAUCACUAAUCCGUCUUACUGUGAUACAGGAGAAGUGCUUGGUUGGGAUAUGAAUUGGAAGAGAUUUGGAGACUGGCUCGUGCCCUGUUAUUUUCAAUGCAACAUGGGGGUAAACAAUACAAACCCUUAAAUACCUAUACUGUAUGCCUUUAACUUUAAAGUAACUACAAAUAUAAUUAAUUUAAAUGUAACAAAUGUGUUGUAAAAUGUGUAGUCAUGGCACCUCAUGGCAAAGAACUCUCUGAGGAUCUGAAAAAAGAAAAAAUG